UGGCAGACAAAGUGCUGAUGAGACAACGAAAGCAUGAACGGUUUCAAUAUAUUUUUACUGCAUCGAUCUCAAGGAUUUGGAAUCGAAGAAUGCAGGACAAUGCCGACAAGGAUGCAUUAAUUGUAGAUACUAGAUAAAAAGCUAACACUUGCUGAGUCAGUAGAGCACCUACAGGGACAGCAUAGCAGACAGGCAUUUAAUAAAGCUAUAUUUGUUUUGUAUACUUUUUCAGAGGCAUUGCCAAGUGGUAUUCAACUCAUCACUGUACAAGCUGGUAUUUGAAAGCUUGCCGUAAGACAGUCCAUAUAACUGACAUUACUGAGUAUCCAAGUAGCUUAUACCCAGGACACUACAGAGACAAAUUAUAUAAAACACGGGUCUACCUCAACAUAACAUAAUCAAACCAUUCCUCAGUUGUACUGAUGUAAACCAGAUCUGGACAAGCCACCAUUACAAUUUCCUUUAACCGAAAACAAUACACUCUCUCAGAGAGAAGGUGCAGACAUCGUCAUAGUUGACAAAUUCCGCACAGAAAUUCCCAGGACUACACAGUGCACAUUCCGUACGGGUCAAGGUUAGGGUCAGGGUAGCGGUGAGGUCACCCAUACCCCACCCCCCCAUCCCCCCACCAACUCCUGACAGCAUUCCCACAAUCCUCCAUUUCUCUUUCCCCCCCUGAAUCCCGGCGACGGCUGAGAAUUUCAAUGGAGCAGCGUGGAGCCUGUGUCCCCCACCCGCUCUUCGUCAGCUGACUGGCUGACUCCACAUCUCCUACGCGCGACUGCACGUCCUCUCUGACCUUCGAACUCUUCCCUGCCGCCGCCGCCGUCGCCGCUGCCCUCGGCACCGCCCUCUGAUCGCCAUGGCGUCCGUGCGCUUCACCGUGACGCCCACCAAGGCCGAGGACGUGCCGGGGCUGUCGGACACGUCGCCGGACGUCAGCCUGCGUUCCUGCAGCCGGGUCCACUUCGGCUCGCGGGACAGCAUCAGCCGCAGCGAGCCGCACAGCGAGGGGGCCUCGCUGGGACUCCCGGGGAACGAGACGCCCGACUGCAACUCAGAGCAAGGCGAUGGAAAGAUCUCCAGCGUGUACAUCAAUAAUUCCCAUGGGAUGGACGAUGAUGACUUCUAUGACAGGAACCUGGCUCUGUUUGAGGAGGAGAUGGACACUCGGCCGAAGGUGUCGUCUCUGCUCAGCCGGCUGGUCAACUACACCAACCUCACGCAGGGCGCCAAGGAGCACGAGGAGGCCGAGAUCAUCGGAGACAAGCGCAAAAUCGGCAAGUCUCCUCAGAUGGGCACGUUCAUGGGCGUCUACCUGCCAUGCCUGCAGAACAUCUUCGGCGUGAUCCUCUUCCUCAGGCUCACCUGGGUGGUGGGCUGUGCCGGGGUCCUGCAGGCGCUCUGCAUCAUCUUCAUCUGCUGCUGCUGUACCCUGCUGACCGCCAUCUCCAUGAGUGCCAUUGCCACAAAUGGAGUUGUACCAGCGGGGGGUUCGUACUUCAUGAUCUCGCGGUCGCUGGGUCCUGAGUUCGGGGGAGCUGUGGGCCUGUGCUUCUACCUGGGCACUACCUUCGCUGGAGCCAUGUACAUCCUGGGAGCCAUCGAGAUACUGCUGCUGUACAUCGCCCCGAGCGUGGCCCUGUUCGUGGGCACGGACGCGAGCAGCCAGCAGACGGCCAUGCUGAACAACAUGCGCCUCUACGGCUCCCUCUGUCUGCUGCUCAUGUCGCUGCUGGUCUUCGUGGGCGUCAAGUACGUCAACAAGCUGGCCUCGGUCUUCCUGGCCUGCGUGGUCAUCUCCAUCGUCUCCAUCUACACCGGCGCCCUCGUCUCCGCCUUCAGCCCGCCCGAGUUCCCGGUGUGCAUGCUGGGGAACCGCUCCAUCUCCACCGAUCACAUCAGCCUCCUCGAGUGCAGCAAGACCGUUCUGGUUCCCGCGCCGCCCGAGCCCUCAGCCUCGCUCUCGCCCGCCGCCGCCGCCGCCACCGUCACCAACGCGCCAUCCUCGGGGGGCACCACGGCGGCCUACGGCAACCUGUCGCUGCCCGACGACUGGACGGCGGACAACGCCACGCUGGCGCCGCCGACGACGGCGGCGACGCCCGCGGCCACCCGGGCGCCCACGGAGCGCUUCUCGCUGCUAUGGCAACGCUUCUGCAACAGCACGGAGGCCAACACCUCGUGCGAGUACUUCCUGCAGAACAACGUCAGCCAGCUGGAGGGCAUCCCUGGCCUGGCCAGUGGGGUUAUCAAGGAGAACCUAUGGAGCGUGUACCAGAGUCAGGGGGAGGUGCUUGAGCUGGGCCCUAGCUCCGCCCCUGACCAGGUGCUGCAGCCCAACCACCUGCCGUACAUCUUCGCCGACCUCACCACCUCCUUCACCGUGCUGGUGGGCAUCUUCUUCCCUUCCGUCACAGGCAUCAUGGCGGGCUCUAACCGCUCGGGGGAUCUGAAAGAUGCUCAGCGUUCCAUCCCCAUCGGCACCAUACUGGCCAUCCUCACCACAUCCUUCGUCUACCUGAGUUGUGUGGUGCUUUUCGGAGCCUGCGUGGAGGGAGUGGUGCUACGAGACAAAUUUGGAGACUCUGUGAGUGGGAACCUGGUGGUGGGUACCCUCUCUUGGCCCUCCCCCUGGGUCAUCGUGAUUGGCUCCUUUUUCUCGACGUGCGGUGCCGGCCUCCAAUCACUGACAGGCGCCCCCCGCCUCCUGCAGGCCAUCGCUAAGGACAACAUCAUCCCCUUUCUGAGGGUGUUUGGACAUGGUAAGGCGAAUGGUGAGCCCACGUGGGCUCUGCUGCUGACUGCUCUGAUCGCUGAGCUGGGGAUCCUCAUCGCCUCUCUGGACCUUGUUGCACCAAUCCUCUCUAUGUUCUUCUUGAUGUGUUAUCUGUUUGUGAAUCUGGCCUGUGCACUGCAGACGCUGCUCAGAACCCCCAACUGGAGACCUCGCUUCUCCUACUACCACUGGACUCUCUCUUUUUUGGGCAUGACCAUUUGCCUCGCGCUCAUGUUUAUAUCGUCAUGGUACUACGCCAUUGUUGCCAUGGCGAUCGCAGGCAUGAUCUACAAGUACAUCGAGUACCACGGGGCAGAGAAGGAGUGGGGUGAUGGCAUCAGAGGUCUGUCUCUCAGCGCUGCUCGCUUUGCCCUGCUCAGACUGGAGGAGGGAGCCCCUCACACUAAAAACUGGAGGCCUCAGCUGCUGGUGCUGUUGAAGCUGGACGAGGAUGCGCACGUCAAGUCCCCGCGGCUGCUGACGUUCGCCGCCCAGCUGAAGGCGGGGAAGGGCCUGACCAUCGUGGGCACCGUGCUCUCCGGAAACUUCCUGCACAGCUAUGGCGAGGCGCUGGCCGCCGAGCAGACUCUGAAGCACCUGAUGGAGAAGGAGCGGGUGAAGGGCUUCUGCCAGUGCAUCGUGGCACAGAAGCCUCGCGAGGGCAUCAGCCACAUGAUCCAGUCCAGCGGGCUGGGCGGCAUGAAGCCCAACACGGUGGUCAUGGGCUGGCCCCUCGCCUGGAGGCAGAGCGAGGACCCGCAGUCCUGGAAGACCUUCAUCAACACGGUGCGGGUGACGACGGCGGCCCACCUGGCUCUGCUGGUGCCCAAGAACAUCUGCCUGUUCCCCACCAGCAGCGAGCCCUGCACCGAAGGCACCAUCGACGUCUGGUGGAUCGUCCACGACGGGGGCAUGCUCAUGCUGCUGCCCUUCCUGCUGCACCAGCACAAGGUGUGGCGUAAGUGUGCCAUGCGGAUCUUCACAGUGGCUCAGAUGGAGGACAACUCCAUUCAGAUGAAGAAGGACUUGGCCACCUUCCUCUACCAGCUGCGGAUAGAGGCCGAGGUGGAGGUGGUGGAAAUGCAUGACAGUGACAUCAGUGCGUACACGUACGAGCGAACUCUGAUGAUGGAGCAGCGCUCCCAGAUGCUCCGGCAAAUGCGUCUCUCCAAGUCCGACCGCGAGAAGGAGGCUCAGCUGGUGAAAGACCGCAACUCCAUGCUGCGCCUGACCAGCAUCGGCUCCGACGACGACGACGACACGGACGGAGGAGGAGGAGGAGGAGGAGGGGGGUCGGGUGCGGAGAACCAGCGGGUGCACAUGACCUGGACCAAAGAGAGGGCGCAGCGGGUCAUGCACAUGCAGACGCAGGCGUACACACACUCGGGCUGCAGCACGCCAGAGGGCUUCAGAGACAUGCUCAGCAUCAGGCCGGACCAGUCCAAUGUACGGCGCAUGCAUACGGCGGUGAAGCUCAACGAGGUCAUCGUCAACAAGUCCCAUGAUGCUCGGCUGGUCCUGCUCAACAUGCCCGGUCCGCCCAGAAACCCAGACGGAGAUGAAAACUACAUGGAGUUUUUGGAGGUGCUCACGGAAGGGCUGGAACGUGUCCUAUUGGUCAGGGGAGGAGGAAGUGAGGUCAUCACCAUCUACUCCUGAUUGAACAGCAAGAGGAAAAUGUUCAAAAUAUGUUUUUUUUGCCAACAGUGAGGGAGUGAAAGGGAGGUAUUGCUAGCAGGGGAUGCCCCCUCCCCCCCUCCAAACAAUCCAAAACCCCAACCUUCAGUAUGGACAUUAAUUGGCCAUUGUUAUUGCAACUCCCGCCAGCUAGUAUAUGAUAACUUUUUGGCCAUUGUUUCCGUCUCCUUCUGCCAGUCCUUGUUAGACCACUCGAGAACGUUUAAAAAGCCAAUCCACAUCCCAUUCCAAUUCACCCCCUCAAAAACAAGCAGUGUCUGAGUGCUAUGUGCUUUGUCGACCUGUGCGUGUGGAUGUGUGUGUGGUGGAGAAUGUAUAGGCCCAGGAGUGUAUCAUCAAAAGUCGUUGACUGAAAGUGAGAUUGAAGAUCGAAAGGAAAAUCAGGGACCAGUUGUGAGCUGACAGACAAGACAACACAAGAUGGAUAGUGUGUGUGUGUGUGUGUGUGUUUGUGUGUGUGUGUGCGUGUGUGUGACUGUAUGUGUGUGUGUGUGUCUGUGUGUGUGUCUGUGUGUGUGGUAUCUGGAGUGCGGUGUCGUGGACCAAUGUUUAAACCACACAAAACACAGUGGAACAGACUUUGUGUUCCAUUGGAUUGACUCAGGAGUAGCUUCAGUAGGUUUGAUAUUGGACCUGGCGUGACCAUAUGUGUGUGUGUGGGUGGGAGGUGUGUUUGAGCUAGUUUGCAGGUAGUAGUAUAUGUCAAGCCAUCAUGUCAGCUCUGUGCACAUGUGUGGUCAUCAAGAAGAAGAAGUGUGUGUGUGUGUGUGUGUGUGUGUGUGUGUGUGUGUGUGUGUGUGUGUGUGUGUGUGUGUGUGUGUGUGUGUGUGUGUGUGUGUGUGUGUGUGUGUGUGUGUGUGUGUGUGUGUGUGUGUGUGUGUGUGUGUGAGAGAGAGAGAGAGAGAGCGCGUUAUGUGUGUGUUGCCCAAAAGGGGGCAGAAGGGGCAAAUUUCCUUUUUGAAAAGGGUAACAGUGUUGUAGCAAUAUAGAUCUGGCCUUGUUGCACAUUGGACCACUAUAGAGAGGACCAUCACGAAGCAUGCCGUUUCAAUGAUGUUAAGUGUUCAAACUGUGGUCUGCAAAGAGUGUGUGAGAGUGAGAGUGAGAGUGAGAGUGAGAGUGAGAGUGAGAGAGAUAGAGAGUGAGAGAGAGAGUGAGAGAGUGAGAGUGAGAGAGAGAGAGAGAGAGAGAAUGAUAGUGUAAUUGCUUGUAUAAUCCAUAAUGGGCGAAGUUAUUUGUAAGCUGUUUUUUUCUUCGCUUGACACUUUUGCGGUCCUGUGCUGUCCAAUCCACCACCAAAACUAUACCUCCUUUGCCAUCGUCUCCUGGUGUCUCCUGCUGUGUAUGUGUGUGUGUGUGUGUGGGCGCGCACGUGUGUGUGUGCAUGCGUGUGUAUCAGCUGCCUACAGCAACGCUUGUGAACUCAACUCAACAGAGGAGUGGGAAGGAGACAUUUUAUUCCACUAACCUUCUUGUCUCAGUGUUGUUCAUUUCAUGUGCAGGGAUUGUAUUUGUUUCUGUUUCUUGGCUUGUAUAUACACAAAGAUGUCCCAGGUUUUAUCUUUUUUUUUUAAUGCCAUCAGUUGAAUAUUGACAACUGCUUGAGAACUGGGAAUAAACCAAUUUUGUGAAGAAAUCAAAA
Sardina pilchardus (European sardine) is the source of this 6119-nucleotide messenger RNA. RefSeq names its product solute carrier family 12 member 6-like. The transcript has 26 exons. Gene Ontology annotation, molecular function: potassium:chloride symporter activity. Bases 863 to 4438 code for a protein of 1191 amino acids. Gene Ontology annotation, cellular component: plasma membrane. Lineage: Eukaryota; Metazoa; Chordata; Actinopteri; Clupeiformes; Clupeidae. Gene Ontology annotation, biological process: chemical synaptic transmission; potassium ion homeostasis; chloride transmembrane transport. The record is from RefSeq and is a predicted model, not a curated record.